Molecule: messenger RNA, 2451 nt
Organism: Penicillium vulpinum
Lineage: Eukaryota; Fungi; Ascomycota; Eurotiomycetes; Eurotiales; Aspergillaceae
Product: ankyrin repeat-containing
Exons: 1
Coding region: 1-2451 (816 amino acids)
Source: RefSeq, a predicted model, not a curated record
AUGCAAAACGACCCUUUGAUUGUACACCACUAUCACGCCCCGUUGAAAAUCCCCCCUUCUCCAGAUGAGGAAGCUGAAUUAGUAAGAUACCGCUAUAUCGUUCGAGCACAAAAUACCAGUCUUCUGCACUAUGCCACAGACCCAGGUCCCAAGAUCUUACCAUUCGAUCCAUCUCUAAACCUAUUUGCGCCAUUGUGGUUAGUGAUUCGCGACGAACUCCCAGGGCUAUGUCAAAACAUGCAUUUCUGUCAAUACGAAAAAUCCUCAGGGGCGCCUCUGCAAUAUGUCUUAGAUCAAGACCCGUCUCAGGUCAUUACCGAGCAUCCUGGAUACACAGAUCUAUUCGCGUGGGGUUCCGGAGACUUGAAGCUACUACAAGCAAUCCAGCACCACUGCCUACAAGCACGACUCCGACGUUGUCAAUCCUAUCGCUGUGUCAGGAUUCAGGCUGAAAUUCAGCAGCUGGUCCCUGCCUGCCAUGAAUGGAAUAAUUUCCGCGAGUGGCUGCUCUGUGCGAUGUCCUGCGCACUGGCAGCCGAUAAUGUAGGGGAUGUCUGGUUACUCGAUUUCACGGUGUCUGGGUUUAAGAAAAUGUUGCAAAUUGGUCUCAUCGAGGCCUUUAAACAGCCAUUGGCCUUUCAGGUACAUGAACUUAUAUACUUCUGGCGCUCGGAGAUCAGCCACCUCAAAAGUUCAGAGCAAGACUGGCUGUGGAACGAUCCAAACCUCCUGAGUUGGACAGCGCAAUCUGGAUUAUAUUCACGUAUCACGGUUCCAGCAGUCUCACUUGCCUUGUCGGUCGCAGAGAAUCUUCAGAUAUGUCCUAAAAGACUAUGGAAUCUGGCAAAAAUUUCUAAUCGCGGCCCAAACGAUAUCCCUGCACUAUUGGACGUUAUAAAUAACUCCGGGUGCCGCGAUCUUUUCGCUCAUUCACAACACAAUAUUUGCUCACCGGAGUACUGUCCACUUGAGAAUGAGAAUAGCAAUCUCAAGGAACAGCUUCACGUUUGCGACGAUGAAGAGACCUGUCGUAUCUUAGAAUUUCCAAUAGAUGCAUUUGAGGAGGCUGUUCUCGAGCACGCGAAUAGAGACACCAAAUCCCCAGGCGCAGUUGUAUGGUCGAUUGAUGAAACACAACCAAUGAGACCUUUUUUUGCGAGGCAAAAUGACUACGCUGCUAUAUCGCAUGUGUGGUCCGACGGCACGGGUGUCGGUAUACGAGAGCCGGGCAAAGUCAACUCAUGCCUCUUCCGCAGAUUCGCUAGAGCAGCUGCAAAACUUGGUUGUGUUGGGAUCUGGUGGGAUACAAUUUGCAUCCCAAAAGAUCGCAAGGCAAGGCGUGUCGCGCUAAGUAACAUGAAUCUGAACUACCAAUACGCACGUCAAACAAUUGUUCACGAUACGUAUCUUACUCAAUUUCCCUGGAAAGAAGAUGGCAGCCCCGGGAUAGCUCUAGUUUUGUCGCCAUGGUUCACACGUGGCUGGACUGCUCUCGAGUUAGCUAUGUCGAGAAAUAUUAUGGUGUUAUACCAUCAACCAGAGGGUAUUGAGGGAAUGGUCCUCAAAAGUCUUCAUGGAGAUGUUGUCGCUGGUGGUAUUACAUCCCUGGGAAAUCGGAUAGUAACUAGACUUAUCGAGCGUCUCAGGGAUCCCAAGCCUUCCCUUUUUGAUCUUUUGAAGGUUCUAAGCUGCCGGACAACUUCAUGGGCACUCGACCGAAUGAUAAUCACAGCUCUUAUGGCAAAAACGAUACGCGUUGAACCCGGUGACUCUGCUGUCGAUAUGGCUAAAAAAAUUGUUUUGAGCCAGGAAUGCGUUCCUAAGGCUUUGCUUUGUCAUGGUAGCAGUACAAUGACACCGCGUGGUGCUUUCUCAUGGUGCCCUUAUAACCUAUUCGACAGCAACCUUGUCAUUAAAUCUCAUUUCGACGAGGGAAGCACGAUGCGAAAUUUCCAUAGACAACGCAGACUCCAGAUUAAAACGCAAGGUCUGGACGAAACUUACCGUCAGUAUUGGGAAAACGCGCUCGAUUUCAAAGAAGUUCGUAUCCUUGCUGAUGGUACAGCUUUGGGGGUAUGGGAGUUCUAUGUGAUUUCAGUUGAACCUUUAGCUCGGUUCAAGGCGUACAGCUCCCAAGUUUCGGUGGAAUUCCGAGUCAAUGCCGCCUUGCAACGUCCAUGGCAGUACCUGCUUCUAACCCACUCUUCCUGCAGGGAUAUCUUAAUCCUUGUGGAACCAACCAGUGUCCAGGAACGCGAUCAUGAAUGGCAUGUCAAUUGCAACUACAUUGGCUGCGUAACGGGCGACACUGCGAGCUGUGAACCUGCGUAUUUGGCGAAAUUCAGAAUCGGAUCCGAUGAAGUGGGAGUCGAAUUCGCUGAAUAUGUUCUCGCCGACCUUCGAAAAAAAACUGAUGGUAGAGAACCAAGGAAAAUUCAGGAUUUCGAAUAA